AUGGACUCGCUAUGCAAGGACCAUUUCUUGCAGCGACAGUAUAGGAAAGUGGAUGGCGGCGUGCUAUGGUCACGUAAUGAGCGUAACCUGGACUGCACGGUGACGUUCCAAACACACAGCAUCCUGCAGAGGUUCAUGCUGCACUUCGACCUGUUGCAGCUGGACUGCAAUGAUCACUUGUAUGUGUACGAUGGUGCGCACGCUACAGGCCCCCCUAAGGCCGACCUCUCCUGCAGGAACACCAAGCAGCAGGUGGGCGCGCUUUUUACGCGCAGCAACUUUGUGACACUCAAAUACGUCACGGACAACUGGGGCACCGACGCCAACGGGUUCAAGCUCGUGGUCACCGGCGUUAAAGAUCCCAAGCAUGGGUGCAAGGAGUUCCGGUGCAAGCAGCGUGAGUUCUGCGUGAGUGCAGACCUAACUUGCGAUGGCGUAGAUCACUGUGCCGACGGCUCUGACGAGGAUACAGCCUCACUCUGCCCCGACGGCAGUGGCGCGGGCGCCGGCGGUGCGUGGUUGGCGAUAGCCGCCGGCUGCGCAGCGCUCGCAGCGCUUGCAGCCGCGGUCGUCUUCUGUUGUAUGUGUCGCCGGCGCGCUGUCUCGCAGCGCACGCAUUUACACUUGCAACAAAUGGCGAGCAGCAACGGCGCCGGCGCUGGAGGCGCGGCGGCGCCGGCCGGUGGUGUCAAGCCGGCCUCCUCGCCUAGCGGCAGCACGCGGCUGCCGGGAAACUGGGCGCUCCCUGCGGGCCCGCGCGGGUACAGUGCGGCGCGGCCGGGCCGCCUGCGGGCGCGGGCGCAGCGCUGA
Achroia grisella is the source of this 810-nucleotide messenger RNA. RefSeq lists its product as uncharacterized. Gene Ontology annotation, molecular function: protein binding. Lineage: Eukaryota; Metazoa; Arthropoda; Insecta; Lepidoptera; Pyralidae. Bases 1 to 810 code for a protein of 269 amino acids. The transcript has 5 exons. The record is from RefSeq and is a predicted model, not a curated record.